Molecule: messenger RNA, 1908 nt
Organism: Fonsecaea multimorphosa CBS 102226
Lineage: Eukaryota; Fungi; Ascomycota; Eurotiomycetes; Chaetothyriales; Herpotrichiellaceae
Exons: 3
Coding region: 1-1908 (635 amino acids)
Source: RefSeq, a predicted model, not a curated record
AUGCAUGCAUCACUCGGCCGCCUGGCCAGUCUGUCGUUCGCAUUCCGUUUUGCUUUUGCUCAGUCGACGACGCUCACCGUCGAAACUGUGCCGGCUCCUCCACCGCCGCCAGUUAUACCGGUCGGAAGUAUCCUUACCACCACGACGUUAGAGGAGACCGUGUUAUACACAUGUCCGCCGGCGCCGACGAUUUUCAUUAAUGUGACUGAGACUGAAUAUGUGCCGCUCACUUCCACCACCACGGCUUCUUACUUCGAGACCGAUACAACCACUCUCCCAAUCACCAUAUUCCAGACCAUCAUCUCAACCACCAUCUUGACCACGACCGAGAUAGUGACGGAAACAUCAACGACCGUCUCGAUUACCCCUACCACGGCGACGUUGAUUGAGACGUCAACAACACUCUCGAUCAGCCCUACCACUGACACACUGACCGAGACAUCCACCACCGUCUCCAUCAGCCCUACCACUGACACUGCGACGCUGACAGAAACAUCAACCACUGUCUCGUCGACGACUAAUACAGAGACAGCAACCGAAAUCAUCUCGGUGUACGAGGUAACCUCUCAGGCGACGAGCAUUACACUAUGUCCCACCCGAAUUGCCAACCCAACCUUCACCGCGCUUGGUCCAUAUCCCACCGACUGGACAUGGGGAUGUCCUCCUGGUUGGCUGUGCAAACCUCUUCAGCAGAAUUGCAAUUUCGAGGCUGGCAUACCCGACCGAAACUUUUACUGCAGCCCGAAUGAGUGCAUUCCUGCCAAUGCGUUGCCGACCCCGCUACCCACCUGGGACGCGGAUAUCUAUGGCAAUGUCACUCCGGUGACCGAUCCCGCGCUGCACAUCGACGCCAUCCAGAAUUACUUCAACAUGGACCCGAUCGACUUCGGGCUGACGUAUGAGAUCUUUGUCGUGAACGAGGUCUUCACCCUGACCACGACCAUCUUCGAACCCCCGAGUCCCACCGUCGCCGCAAGGCAGGCCCAAACCAGCAUCCCGGGCGCCUGUUAUCCGUGGUGCAACAACUGUCUGCUGGAAGCCCAGGCCAACGGCAAGACGUCGGCACUCUGUGUCCCCGGCUCGGCCUUUGACGUAUCUCUGGUGCAAUGCGAGCAGUGCAUCGACUACCACAAGUCCGACGACAGCGGCAGUUUCGUGGAGAUUGCGCCCCAGUUCCAACAAUUCCUCGACUACUGCAACCAGUUCUCGACCGUGGUCGUCACCACCUCUGUCGUGGCGACCACAACCAACGCCGCAGGGUCGGUAUACAGUACAGUGUCUGGUACGUUGUCGACCACCGUGGUCCCCACGAGUGCACCACCUCCGUCAUCGGUCGCCAGCCAGCCGACGUCGGUCGUGACGGUAGUUGCCUCGACCGCGACCUUGACGCCAUCGUCAUCGCCACCACCACCACCGCCAUCGACGACCGUUUCCAGCUCGUCAGUCCCCGUGACGACCUUGUCGUCGUCAUCCCAACCAUACACCACGACCGCAACGGUCGUGACCACCUCUUAUUCCCACGUCACCGUCUCCGGCCCGGCGUGGUCCCAAGUCACCAUCAUCCUGCCCGUGAGCCACAACAGCACCACCACCGUGUACGGAAGCCAGUUGACGAGCGGCGGCGCGACCCUUGUCCUGCCCACCUCGCCCCACACAACCAGCUACACCACGACCAUGACGGUGACUCCCGGCGCCGAGCAGAUUUCCGGCGCAUCCGUCGUCGCCGCGAGCACAUCCUCCUCGGGCCACGCAACCUCACACACCUCCUCGACCACCGCGUCGCCGUCGACCUUCACCGGCGCGGCCGCCGCAAUCAGACUCCGCGCAUCGACAGAUGCCCACCACCAGCAGCAAUCAACGGCGCUCGGGUUGAUCAUUUGCUUGGCAUUCAUGCUGGUGUUGCUGUAA